AUGUCCUACGACGAAAAACGUUACUCGGACCUGAUCUACGAUAUCUUGCGCCAUAGCGACCUCGAGACCGUCUCCGCAAAGAAGAUCCGCAAUGCUCUCUCCGAGAGACUUGGCUACGAUGUUAGCGAUCACAAGAAAGAGAUUUCACGUCUGAUCGAGACUUGCUUCGACAGAGUGACUUCAGAGAACGCAAAUGGUACCAACGGCGCUUCUCCAUCCCCCUCAGACUCCUCCCCCCAAAAGCGCAAAGAACCCUCUGAUGAAUCAGACUUGUCCGAUGUAGUAGACGAUAGACCAAAGAAGAAGGCCCGCAAGCAGGAUGCUGAGGAAGACGACGCCGCCUAUGCUGCCCGUUUACAGCGCGAGGAAAACAGCAGAGCCCGACCCACCAGAGCCGGCGCAACCAGAAAAGCAGCUCCCGUAAAGAGAAAGAAGAAGUCGGCCGUCAAAGUGAAAGACGGCAGCGACGUCGAGACCAACGGGGAGUCAAAGCCGCGUACAGGUGGCUUCCACAAACCCAUGAACCUGUCAGAACCCCUCUCAGCCCUGCUCGGAGAGACACAACUAUCGCGACCUCAGACGGUCAAGAAGAUCUGGGAGUAUGUCAAGGGGAAAGACCUCCAAGAUCCAGCCGACAAGCGCCAGAUUGUCUGUGACGAUGCCAUGCGCGCAGUCUUCAAGACAGAUCGCGUCCACAUGUUCACCAUGAACAAGAUCUUGAAUCAGAACCUGUACGCCGCCGAAGAUGUCGUGGCCACCACUCCUACAGCGGCUCCAAUCCCAGCACCCGCAGCUUCCUCCUCUCCGGCCCCAGAGCUGGGCUCAUCACCAUGA
Aureobasidium namibiae CBS 147.97 is the source of this 834-nucleotide messenger RNA. Its product is annotated as SWIB-domain-containing protein. Lineage: Eukaryota; Fungi; Ascomycota; Dothideomycetes; Dothideales; Saccotheciaceae. Gene Ontology annotation, biological process: transcription initiation at RNA polymerase I promoter; nucleolar large rRNA transcription by RNA polymerase I. Gene Ontology annotation, cellular component: nucleus; RNA polymerase I upstream activating factor complex. Gene Ontology annotation, molecular function: RNA polymerase I cis-regulatory region sequence-specific DNA binding. The transcript has 3 exons. Bases 1 to 834 code for a protein of 277 amino acids. The record is from RefSeq and is a predicted model, not a curated record.